Dendronephthya gigantea is the source of this 402-nucleotide messenger RNA. Its product is annotated as receptor-type tyrosine-protein phosphatase epsilon-like. NCBI's taxonomy places the organism in Eukaryota, Metazoa, Cnidaria, Anthozoa, Malacalcyonacea, Nephtheidae. The transcript has 3 exons. The annotation marks the transcript as partial. The record is from RefSeq and is a predicted model, not a curated record. Gene Ontology annotation, molecular function: protein tyrosine phosphatase activity. Gene Ontology annotation, biological process: protein dephosphorylation.
CCCGAAGCCAUGGAAAAGUCGGCACAAUACGGCAGCUUGGCAGUCCAGUUGGACUCAGAAACUGAAGACGAUGGUAUCUGGGCGAGAAAAUUUAUCUUGUCAUCUUAUCCGGACUUAUCAGAUAGACGUGUUGUGAAUAUUUUCCACUACACGAAAUGGCCAGUGCGAAGAGUGCCAUCGAAAGCAGAUGGCGUCAUCUCCCUGAUGUCAUUGGUCGAGCAGUCUAGAAAGAAUCAUGGUCAGGGACCAGUUAUUGUGGCAUGCAGCGACGGAACAGGUCGUACAGGGACGUAUAUUGCAAUUUCGAACUUGUUGGAACGAAUGAAAAUUGAGCAAACAAUGGAUGUCUUCCAGACGAUAAAAAUAAUUAGAGGAAGUCGACCGCAAUUUGUUGAUAAUGCA